Molecule: messenger RNA, 4412 nt
Organism: Aplysia californica (California sea hare)
Lineage: Eukaryota; Metazoa; Mollusca; Gastropoda; Aplysiida; Aplysiidae
Product: tyramine receptor Ser-2-like
Exons: 2
Coding region: 776-2215 (479 amino acids)
Biological process (GO): neuropeptide signaling pathway
Cellular component (GO): membrane
Molecular function (GO): G protein-coupled peptide receptor activity
Source: RefSeq, a predicted model, not a curated record
ACCUCACACAGCGCACGCGCAGUCACUCCCAUCAACCAGAACAAAAUUUGUGAGGCCUGUCUCCUCUUUAUGCGUCAUGAAACACGCGCUCUUGAAGUCGACAUAAAAAGAUUGACAGUCAUAAAAAGAGUAGAUUUAUUCCAUUUCAUAAAGCCAAGACGUCGUUUUCAUCAAGAUCCCGCUUCUUCAUUUGUCAUACCAGGACCGCCUUCUCUUUUUGUUCGAUCGUUUCUUUUUUCCUUUUUUUUUCAAUAAAAAAAAAACACUGUGCAGUUCACUGACGGGUGUGUGCCAGCAUUUUCUUCUACUUGUGCACUUUGGAAUAGUAAUGCAUCAACAGAUUUGCCAGUGAAAAUCUUGAACUGUUGCGGCUUUUGAAGUUUAUUCUAUAACCGACGUUUAAAGAGGAAAGGUGAAAAUAGUUUACAAAAAUAAGUUUGUACGUACCGGAGUUUUUUAAGAUUCAAAAACAUUUUGUGUAAGAUUGCAUAUAAUGUAACUUCUAUGAUAUAGGAAAGUCAAGCUGCAGUAAGGUUACAAAGUGCAUUCAUUAUUCAGCAAUUUUGGAGGAAUCGACAUGACUUACGAAACUUUAGCUUUCUGAAGUCCACCACUGAUAAAUUGUGCAAUAACUGCUACCAUGCAUGAAACAUAGGUGACUGUGCUGCCAAGUAGUGAAAAGGGGAUUCUGCAACUUGCUCCGAGCUAGUCACUUUUAAAACUUCUGAAAACUUCAUGUUAUUGGCUCUGUAUUGAUUGCUGAAAUUCUCUAUUGAUGGUAUCCGUCAUGGGAUCCGUGUAUAAUCCUGACACGAUGAAUUUGAGCCAGUUCCCCUACGCCAUCGACCGAACCACCACCGUAGCCCCCCUCCUACCCACAAUGGAUUCACCCAACACCACAGAGGGGCUCACAGAGGAAGAGCACCUGGAAAUCUUGAACCGACAACGCGUUAUGUACUACAUCCCUGCCAUGAUCUGGGUCGGCGUACUUAUGUUCAUAGGGGUGAUCGGCAACUCUCUAGUUGUUUAUGUGUACCGACGCAGGUUCAAAAAGACGUCGUCGAACUAUUUCAUUUUAACAAUGGCAGUCUUCGAUCUGAUCUCUUGCGCCAUAGGGAUGCCAUUCGAACUGUACGAUCUGAACAAUCCUUUCACUUUCUACAGUACAGCAGGCUGUAAAAUUCUACGCGGUUGCGUAACUUUUACUAUAUUUGGGUCUGCGAUUAUUUUAGUGGAGAUUGCCUUUGAUCGAUACUUCAAGAUUUGUCGGCCUCUAAUGGUCGUAAGUCUGUCUAAAAUUCGGAUGCUCUGUGUCCUUGCAGUAUUUCUGGCUUUCUUAUUGUCAGUACCGCCCAUAAUUCUAUUUGGCACCACCAGGACCAACACGUCCAUCCCUAAUGUGAGGGGUCACGAUUGCUCCAUUGCAGAGGAGUACAAGAAAUCGACGUUUCAAACGGCUUUCUACACGACUCUCGCUGCCAUCUUUGUAGUGAUUCUUCUCAUCCUCACCGUUCUCUACACCCGCAUAUGGCUUGAGAUUCGUUGUCGCCGUCGUUUCGUUAUCGGAGACCAGAUCGCUCGCGAGGCAGAUGGCGAUAACCGUACGAUGAGGAUAAGGUACGUUCCAAGCUUGAGCGAGGAUGAAUCCUGCAACAACACUGUGUGUCAACACCACCACAACGGCUCCAUGAACGAACUGCAGCAUAUCUACAGCAACCGGCACCACCAAAGACAGCAAAGUCACAACCUCUCCUCGCAGCAGCAGCAGCAACAGCAAAGGCUGCAGGCGGGGAUCCCUUCCACGUCCUCCAGCGCGUCUACCGGAGAGCGCCGCUCCAAAAUCGGCUCAUCUCUGGCGUCGUACGCCUCACGCCUGAAGGUGACCCGCACUACAGUCGUUCUCUUCGCCGUCACAGUGGCGUUUAUCCUCAGCUACCUCCCUUCCAUUGCCGUCAUGGUCAUCCGUAGUGUGGACAAAGAUUUCGAGAGCACCCAGAGCGUCGCCUCGCUCGCCGUGUUGAAGAUUUUCUCGAACUGCUUCUUCAUCAACAAUGCUAUCAACCCCAUCAUCUACAGUUUUCUCAACAUCAACUUCAGACGUCAAGUGAAGAAAACUGUCCGUCGCGUUCUCUGCUGCUUCCGUCGCCGCCGCUACCCUCCGCAAAAGAUGGACUCCGAUAGAAGUACAAAGAAAGAAUUCAUUCUAAAAGACUGAAGAAACACGGCCGUUUUCACGACAAGCAAGGGUGUGUACACGAUAGUUUAUUCACUUGUCCAAGAAUGAGUUUACUGUUGAUGAUUCGUGAAGUCGACCGGGGUUCAGAAAGCUUCAUUUAAAAUCAAUUCAAUGACAAAGUAAUUAGAAUCUUUGUAAAGAGCACCUAUGGACAAAACUAUAGGGACUCUAAAUGUACGGAACUGAGAAACGCAUGCUGCUUCAGUGAUAUCAGCACUUUUAACCGUGAUUUGGGACUAGACCAUGAUCGAAAUCGACAGGUCAGUUUACCCUUUGGGACUUCCAAAGACUGCCAUGAGCACAAAUUCAAGGAUUUAAGACAAAACUUGAUUUGCCUGAUUCUCAAAAUGUAAACUUAUCGAUGUAGAAGCGAGGUGCUUCUUAUGACUGUGAAACAAAAUAGUCGGUCCAAGACUGUCAGGAUUACUUGCGCUCUAGGAAACGGUCAACAACUUCUCACCAGAUGAGGCAUCGUCAACAGUACUUACAAUUGCAGAGCCUGUGACACAACAGACAACCCCCCCCCCCCCAACUUUUUUCCCCCUAUCCCUUUUCACCGGGUCCUGUGAUCUGAGAACUCGUAAUGGUAAUAGUGUCAGUAUCUGGCUGGGCCAGAUAGGAUCCUUACUUUAAAGAAUGGGGCUUUACCUUAUUUUCCUCAGUGUUAAUUAAUCCUUAAAUAAUACGUGCUUGGCUAUGCUGCGAAACACAGAAUAUGUGAUAUGUGCGUCUUACACACAUCUCUGAGAGAGAAACCGCGGCCAAGUGGGAUAGGCAUUCAGCGUGAAGAUACGAAGUGGGGAAUUUUUUUUUUUUUUACGACUAACUUUUAAGUUAACAACAAGUCUAGAUAUUGUACGCGCUUCACUGAAUCUCUUAAUUCUACCACCCCUUGACUGCUGAGAGACUAGUACUGGCAGUGGUGUUAUGUGCUGGGUGUGUAAAAAUAAACUUAAUGUCUAUAAUUACCCAAUGUAUUACAAUGCGUUAUACUUAAAUGAAAUUUGUAAAGGUGUAUUGCGUUUGUAUGUUAACGUUGUACAUGUAUUAUAUGCGAAUGGGCUUAGUGUACAUGUCAUUUACAUAAUGUAUUAUAUGUAUGUAUAUCAAUGUUCACUAAAAAGUAUUUUCUUCUAAAUCAGCUGUGCUGGUGCUUAACAUAAAUCGUUUACAGUUGAAUAAUUAUUACUAUCUCGUUUACUACAGCGUUUACGUGCAAGAGCAGAAUGUGUGGUCGUGUAAUUGAUUUUUGGUUUUUUUUAGUUAGUGUGUCAAAGUGCAGGGAGGGGGUGGGCAAAGAAAAAUUCAUACUGAAUAAAAUCGUAUGAGUAUGUUUUUGCUUUAAUAUACUUUAUAUUUUGUAUUUAAUUGUCUUGUCACGCGGUGUAUAUAUUUGGACAGUGAAAAGGGGCCGGGAAAGUAUCAGGGAGGUAGUUUGUGGCUUGGUGUUGUUCUGCUCAGGCAAGAUUGUUUUCUAUUUUUCCUUACAGGCUACUUCAAGGAUAAAAGGAUUUUAAUUUGAUACAGAUGCAGUAUCGUAUUGUGUGAAUAAUGAACUGCGAAAGGCUAUUGACUUGUCAAGAACUAUGUACCCAAAAUUGUUACCAUUAGUUGUUCACUGUACGUUGGUCUACCUCAAGGGACUUGGUUGGAACUAAAGAAUGCAAUAGCCAGCGAAGUGAGUUUCUGUGAGGUCAUUGAUCUUUCAAUAAAUGAAGGCGACUUGUACGAGAGGGAAAGCAAGACUAUUAACGUUAUUUUAUUUCGAUGGCUAAGUGCAAGACUCCUACAAAAGCCAAAAUGAACAAUGGCGUUUGUCAGUCUCUCAUCUUGUCAUCGAUUUACGGUUAUAUCUCUAAGGAAGGGGUAUUCUCUGAAAGCAUUUAUGAUAUGCCAGCUUUUAUAUUGCUUCUGUCUUGUGCACAACUCUCUACGUCCACGGCGUAUUGUCAAAGCUUUAUACGAUGUACGAGUGUUUGGUGUUGAUGUGUAAACCCUACAAUUGAAGUAUGAUUUUUUAAAAUCAGCUUGAAUAAGAUUGCUUCCAACUUUCCACCUAUUUCAUUAUGCUUACAAUCAGACUGUUAGAACGACUGGGAUAAAUGGCUGGUCGGCUUUUUGUCUACUAUUGUGUGCAGUUGGUUAUGAUUGACACUCCAUAUUUGAACUCUAAAGC